AACACACUUUAAACCCUUUCAGCACUGGGGAUUUCAGAUUUCCAUGUCUUGUCAUGUUGCUUUGCGUUAUUCCCCCGAGGUUUCAUCUGAUGUUAUGCACGAAUUGACGGGAUUUCUGUCAUUCUAGCUUGAAGGUUAGCGCAGGCUACAUGAGUUAGCUUCAGUUUGACACACAUCCCCCGCUCGCUGACAUUAUUAAAGGACCUUUAGAGGAUAAACGCGUAUUUGAGAGGCCCACAGUUGAUUUCUCAUCACACCCCCGUCAGACACUGUGAAGCCACGGGCCGUCCUGAUGUCGGAGCCCAAAGCGCCCACCCCGGCCCCUGGGGACACCUAUAAAGGCUGGCUCUUCAAAUGGACUAAUUACAUAAAGGGAUACCAAAGGCGCUGGUUCGUCCUGAGCAAUGGCUUGCUGUCAUACUACAGGACCCAGGCGGAGAUGGGUCACACAUGUCGGGGCACCAUAAACCUGGCCACAGCCAAUAUCGCGGUGGAAGACUCAUGCAAUUUCGUCAUCUCCAAUGGCGGCACGCAGACAUAUCACCUGAAGGCCAGCUCGGAGGUGGAGCGGCAGCGGUGGAUCACAGCACUGGAGCUGGCCAAAGCCAAAGCUUUCCGCAUGCAGGCUGAGUCGGAUGACUCCGGGGAUGACUCCACUUCUCCUGGAGGAGGUCAGGGCUCAGGCUCACGCAACUCAGAGGUGCAGUCCACCCUCCGGACGCUGGGCAGCAAGGUGGAGGAUCUCAGCACCUGCAAUGACCUCAUCGCCAAACACGGCUCUGCACUUCAGCGGUCCUUGUCUGAGCUGGAGGGAGUUCGGCUGGGAGGAGAGACGAGUGAAAAGAUUCGGCAGGUGACGGAGCGAGCCACUCUCUUCCGCAUCACCUCCAACGCCAUGAUCAACGCCUGCCGGGACUUCCUGGCGUUGGCCCAGGCUCACAGUAAGCGCUGGCAGAAAGCCCUGCAGGCCGAGAGAGAGCAGAGAGUGAGACUGGAGGAGACGCUGGAGCAGCUCGCCAAACAACACAACCAUCUGGAGAGAGCCUUCAGAGGAGCCACCGUACUGCCUUCAUCCAAGAGCAACCCUGCCAUAGACAGCAAAGGCCCAGUUCCAGUAAAAGGGGACGUCAGUGACGAGGACGAGGAGAAUGAAUUCUUUGAUGCAUGCGAGGACGUUCAAGAGUUUAUCACUGUACCAGCAGACCCCAAAUAUCACAGGAGAUCCGGCAGCAAUGUCAGUGGAAUCAGUAGUGAGCUGGGAAUGGACGACGGGACGACGUCGCUAGAUGAGCAGUCUCUGGGGUCCAAUCCCGAAUCUCCACAGUCCCGGGAAGUAGUGCCUGUGAGAAAGAGGCGGAGCCGAAUCCCAGAUAAACCAAAUUACUCUCUCAAUCUAUGGAGCAUCAUGAAGAACUGUAUCGGAAAAGAGCUCUCCAAAAUCCCUAUGCCUGUGAACUUCAACGAGCCCCUGUCUAUGCUGCAGCGUCUCUCUGAGGAUCUGGAGUACUACGAGCUGCUGGACCGGGGCGCCAAGUGCCAAAGCUCCCUUGAGCAGAUGUGCUACGUAGCAGCUUUCACCGUGUCCUCUUACUCCACCACAGUUCACCGCACGGGCAAACCCUUCAACCCUCUGCUGGGCGAGACAUUCGAGCUAGACCGGGGGCAGGAGAGCGGCUACAGGUCCCUCUGUGAGCAGGUAAGUCAUCAUCCUCCGGCUGCGGCACAUCACGCGAUCUCCGAGCGAGGCUGGACCCUGAGACAGGAGAUCGCCCUGGCCAGCAAGUUCAGGGGAAAAUAUCUCUCCAUCAUGCCCCUGGGUUCAAUUCAUUGUAUCUUUGAGAAGAGUAACAAUCACUACACCUGGAAGAAAGUCACAACCACAGUGCACAAUAUCAUUGUCGGGAAACUCUGGAUAGAUCAGUCGGGAGAAAUAGAUGUUGUGAACCACAGAACAGGGGACCGCUGUCAUCUCAAGUUCGCGCCGUACAGCUACUUCUCCCGAGACGUGGCCAGAAAGGUCACGGGGGUGGUGACGGAUAAGGACGGGAAAGCACACUAUGUUCUGUCUGGGACGUGGGACGAGAAGAUGGAAUGCUCUCGUGUGAUGCAGAGCAGCAGAGGGGGAGAGAACGGCACCGACGGGCGACAGAAAACCGUCUAUCAGACGCUCAAAGCCAAAGAGCUGUGGAGGAAGACACCGCUGCCGGAAGGUGCUGAAAACAUGUACUACUUCUCGACCCUGGCGUUGACAUUGAAUGAGCCGGAGGAGGGUGUAGCUCCCACGGACAGCCGGAGGCGGCCGGAUCAGCGUCUGAUGGAGCAGGGCCGCUGGGAAGAAGCCAACGCUGAGAAACAAAGACUGGAGGAGAAGCAGCGCACCGUCCGCCGAGAGAGGGAGAGAGAGGCCAACCACAACGGCAGCCCUGCAGAAGAAGUUAAGGAGCCAGCGGACAAGGCUCUCAUUGAGGACUCCAUAUCUGACUCCCCACUAAAAACCGAAGAAGUCGAGAUUGCCAGUGAGCCCUCUGAGACCACUUACAAAACUGAAACACUGCACGGCUCACACCCACCUGCAUACUCAAGUGGUCACCAGGACAAUUACAAGCCCAUGUGGUUCGAGCGGCAGGUCGACCCGAUGACAGGAGAGCCCACGCACAUCUACAGAGGAGGAUACUGGGAAGCUAAGGAGCAAGGCAACUGGGACUCCUGCCCGGAUAUCUUCUGAUCCCAGUCACACACAUGCCCCAAGAUGUCUUCACUGUCCCGAUUCCCGGAAGAUAACAAACAAAUGAAAGCUCAGUCAGCUGCCCCUUCUCUUUUCCCGUAUCGUAGUAUAUCAAGAUGCGUGUCCUCUCUUUCGCCAGCCGUGCUCCACUCAGUGGACAGUAAGGGACACCGAAUUGGACACCACCAUUUACCGUGUGUCUCUCUGUUCUCCUCGUGUUCACGGGAUUAUUAGAGAAUAGGGUUCACCAUUCAGUAAACGCUAACGUUAGGAAAACAUAUCCUUUCCCGCUCCACAAAUCUUCCUCAAGCUGUGGACGUCAUAUCCUUAAACAUCUGGGGGAUAUGAAGGCUUGUUUGUGUGUGUGUGUGUGUGUGUGUGUGUGUGUGUGUGUGUGUGUGUGAAUGAGUUCAGAGAAGCGCUGUAGUGCUCUUUCUUUUCAUUGAGCAUGUUUGUGUGAAAGAUGAAGUUUAAGAGCUCGCCUUGGUUUGUGGUUUUUAAAGGAAUGGUUUGCGUAAAUAUGAAAGCUCUGUCAUUGUUUACUCACCACCUUAUUUCUUUUGCAAAACAAAUAUGUUUGUGCACGACAUGUCAAGCACUAAAAAGUAUGAUAAAAGUACCAUUAAAGUGCGAUUUGAGGAGCUAUGUUCCUACUCAAUUUAUACAAUAGCUUUCUGUGAGGAGUUCUCAAAUUGUUUGAACGCCAGUUGCGACAAAAUAGUCAAACUGCACCAUUUUUUAAAACUCUAAUCAAAUUUAAUAUCAGAGCUCUCACGUAUUAGAAGAUUAUCAGUAAAUUGCACUCUUUUCAUUCACACUAAGUCAAUGCAUUACUUCAUAUAUAACAAACAAGUCAUAUGCAUCACUUUUAUGGUGGUUUUAAGGCGUUAGUUUGGUCCCUUUUGGAGUUUGACAGCCUAUAAACUGUUCUACAGAAGAAAAACACCAUCAAAAAGUAUAAUGAAAGUAGAGAUUUGAGAUGUUAUAUUCUUUCUGAAUCUACUAUACAGUGCAUAAAUUUUUUUUUUACGAUUUCAGAGCUUCGGCAGAUUUGGAAGAUUGUCCGUGAAUAAAUCAUUCUUUUCUGUCAAUAAGCAAUCAUAUUACUUGAAAUGUAACUCAAAAGUCACAUGCAUCAAUUUCAUUGUGCUUUUCAGUCUUUUUUUUUUUUUUUUUUUUGGGUCCUUUUUGGACCUUGACAGACUAUAACCUGUUGUUCAAAAAAACAAAAAAACAUUAUUUAUAAUGAAAGUAGGCUAAGUCAUUUGUGAAGCUAUAUUACAAGUCUCCUAGUUUUAUGCAAGUUUUCUUUAUCUGUUCAAAUUGGCAUGAUAAUUAUAAAACGCAAUAAUCAAUAGCAUUUUGGAGUCGAUGACCAUCAAACCACACAAUUUCCUCCCAAAUGAAUGUCGGACCUUUAACAGAAGAAAAUAUUUUCAGUGAAUAACAAUGUAAAUUCCAGACUUUUCACAUUACUUGAAAUACAACGCACAAUUUGUAUGCAUUACUUUCAUGGUGCCUUUAAGUCAUUAUUUUGUCUCUUUAUAAAUAAAAAAAAUACAAAUAAACAAUGUGGGUUUGAAUGACCCGAGGGUGAGUAAACAAUGGCAUCAUUUUCAUUUUUGCUUGAACUGUUCUUUUGGCUCCCAUCACAACUGUACAGUCCUCUCGAUCCAUUUUGAUCUUCUUAAUAACACCUGAAAAAAUUUAAAUCUCUUAAAAUGACUAACCAGUUGUCCAAAGCAUGUUUGUUUCUAGCCUCCAGAACAGCAGAUUGUGCUGUUAUAAGCAGGAGAGCCAUGUAAAGAACUCGAUGUUAGCUGCACUGCUCGAGUUUAGCUUCAGUGUUUCAAACUGACAAGUCGCUGUGAUGUGAAGGUUUCGCCUUCAUCCUGGGCACAGAUGCAUUAUGGGCCUCUCCUGCUCUCGUGGAAAGGGGUGAAAAGAGGGACGGUGUCCACAACCUGAGGCGCUCGAGUGUGUGUGUGUGUGUGUGUGUGUGUGUGUGUGUGUGUGUGUGUGUGUGUGUGUGUGUGUGUUCAGAUGAACACGUGAGGUCAAGGGAGUCUCAAACCUAUGUGUGUAUGUGUGUGAUCAUGAGUGAUGUAUUUGGGGUUUGUUGAAUAUUCCAGUGAAACAAAAGAGAAAAAUUGCAUUUUAUUUUCAAGUGUACUUAAAGACAUGCGUGGGAAAAUAAAGCAAAGUUACAGCAACGCAAAAACAUUGCGGAUACUUGUGUAUAUAUAUCAAAUAAUAAAGUAAAAUAUUCAUACUAUUAAUACCAAUUCUUCUUCUGCUGACACUGACAGUUAGAGUUAUAAUCAUGAUGGUAAUUUUGAUGUAGUUUGAGGGUUCAGCACAAUUAUUUGUAU
This is a messenger RNA of Carassius auratus (goldfish), 5097 nucleotides long. RefSeq names its product oxysterol-binding protein 1-like. NCBI's taxonomy places the organism in Eukaryota, Metazoa, Chordata, Actinopteri, Cypriniformes, Cyprinidae. Gene Ontology annotation, molecular function: sterol binding. Gene Ontology annotation, cellular component: perinuclear endoplasmic reticulum; cytosol; plasma membrane. The transcript has 19 exons. The coding region runs from base 293 to 2725 and encodes 810 amino acids. The record is from RefSeq and is a predicted model, not a curated record.